AUGUUUGAAACAUUCACCAUUAGAACAAAGCCAAAUGAGACAAGCCCUUUUAAAAGCGACUCAAAGUUUUCUCUCAUGAAGAUGCUUUCUCUGGACCCCCUGCGCUCUCUCAACGCCGACGAGUUUGCAGCCUGGGUGCUCCUCACUCUCUUCAUAUGCUUUGUCUACUACAUGUACUCGCUUCUGAAGGCCUCUAUUAUGAAAAAGAUAUUUGCGCGAUCGGCAGGCAGCCACGAAGUGUACAGCUCCAGAAGCUCUCUGGGCAAAGAAGAGUCCGAGAAAGCUGGGACGCUGUAG
Messenger RNA from Nematocida minor, 297 nucleotides. RefSeq lists its product as uncharacterized. The transcript has a single exon. The coding region runs from base 1 to 297 and encodes 98 amino acids. Lineage: Eukaryota; Fungi; Microsporidia. The record is from RefSeq and is a predicted model, not a curated record.